Messenger RNA from Synchiropus splendidus (mandarinfish), 1846 nucleotides. RefSeq names its product torsin family 2, member A (gene tor2a). Gene Ontology annotation, cellular component: nuclear envelope; endoplasmic reticulum lumen. The record is from RefSeq and is a predicted model, not a curated record. Bases 37 to 972 code for a protein of 311 amino acids. The transcript has 5 exons. Gene Ontology annotation, molecular function: ATP binding; ATP hydrolysis activity. Lineage: Eukaryota; Metazoa; Chordata; Actinopteri; Syngnathiformes; Callionymidae.
CAGGAGCGCUCCUGCAGCUGGCUCGAUGCCGCCACGAUGUCGGCUUUUCUCUUCUUAUUGUUGAUGUUUGUUUCUCAGCCGGCGUCAUCCGUGCUCCAGAGGCUGUACUGCUCCAUUUCUGACAGCUGCGAGUGCGACUUCAGGCCGAAUAUCCGAGAUCUGGAGUGGGACCUCUACAAGAAUGUCUACGGGCAGCACCUAGCUCAGGAUGUGGUUUCCGAGGAGGUGGCCCGGUUCCUGCGAGAUCAAAACCCAGACAGGCCGCUGGUUUUGUCCUUCCAUGGCUCCUCUGGCACCGGGAAGACCCUAGUCAGCUCCAUGCUGGGGAACCACCUGUAUGGCUCCGCCAUGAGCAGCCCCUUUGUGCACCAGUUCAUCCCCACGCUGCACUUCCCUGCGUCGGGGGACCUGGACCAGUACCGGGAGGACCUGAAGUCCUGGGUCCAGGGGAACCUGACCAAGUGUGCUCGCUCCAUCUUCAUCUUCGACGAGAUGGAGAAAAUGCUGCCGGGCCUGGUGGACGUCCUGGAGCCGUUCCUCGGCCCGUCCCACGUGGUGUUCCGCACCAACUACAGAAAGGCCAUCUACGUCUUCAUCAGCACUGCGGGAGAAGAUGUGAUCAACCGGGCAGCUGUGGAGCAGCGACUGGCCGGACGGGACCGCGAGGAGAUCCGGCUGGAGGAUCUUCAGGACGCCAUCGCACAGACGCUCUACCAGAACCGAACCAGUGGAUUCUUCAACUCCUCCAUCGUCCAGCAGAAGCUCAUCACUCGCUUCGUUCCCUUUCUGCCUCUGAGUCGUCGUCACGUGGAGCGCUGCGUCCGGGCCCAGCUCUGCCUGCUGGGCUCCUGCGACCGCACUGACGUGGUGGGGUCGGUAGGGGGCGACAUGACCUACGUGCCGCUGCCCGGACAGUACUUCUCCACCACCGGCUGCAAGACGAUUCCUGCGAAGAUCAGCUUCUUCCUAUGACACCAGUGGGGGAGGCAGGUUUUCACCCGAGGGGGCCGCGCGACAUGAGAGUCCCCCCUGAACUUCUCAGACCCAGAAGGUUUUUAAAAAGACGCAACAUUUGCACAUUUGGAGAGUCGUGGCGCGACAGAAGUGUUUUCUCUGGUGAAUGUUGGACAUGAGUUUUUAGAAUGUGAUGGAACCUCUCGCAGCAGUUGUCAUCUGCACAACUGGUUUUAAGUUCAAAUCAUCACCUUGUUAUUUAUUGCUCGAAACCAAAUCUGGAUGUAGCGCAGUACCGAUCAUAACCAGCAGGUGCCAGCAGAGACUGCAUGAGGGAUUAAAACUGCUUUUGUUUGUAAUUUCUCAAACCCAAACUCUGGGCUGGUGAUUGUGCUUCACCCCUUUUCUUUCUAAAUGGAGAAUCCUUGCAUGUCAGGGUCAGGCUCUUUGCCUCUCUCAGGUUCUCAGCACUGUGCGAAGCUGCCAGCUCUCGACAUGAAGUCGGCGUGAUGACUUCAUCAACUCACUUCCAGCAGGAGGAAGAGGAGGGCGCCUAGGUCAGUGGCGAGGCCUCCUCUUCCUCGCAGCUGCCCGACAACCACGUGUCCGACGUUGGUUCUCACGCUCUGAGGACCAAGAUGAUGAAGAGGAGCUGCUGUCCUCCUCGUCCGCUGCCUUGCGGCUGCUCCAUCACAAAUGGGGUGUAAAAAGCCACCUCCUCUAAAUAACUUUCCUCCUCCCCCCUCCGUUCUUUCUCCUCCGGAGUGGGUGGGGGCGCAACAAUGGGGCUCACCCUUCUUUCCCCUCCACAUCUGUGAGCGCCCCUCCGUCCCCUUUCUUCCUGCUAACCGCUCCAUUAUUGGCUCUUUCACUUGUAAAUGUGGCCACUGAU